Vanrija pseudolonga is the source of this 652-nucleotide messenger RNA. RefSeq names its product Peptidyl-prolyl cis-trans isomerase H. The record is from RefSeq and is a predicted model, not a curated record. Gene Ontology annotation, biological process: protein peptidyl-prolyl isomerization; protein folding. Gene Ontology annotation, molecular function: peptidyl-prolyl cis-trans isomerase activity. The transcript has 8 exons. Gene Ontology annotation, cellular component: intracellular membrane-bounded organelle. The coding region runs from base 42 to 581 and encodes 179 amino acids. Lineage: Eukaryota; Fungi; Basidiomycota; Tremellomycetes; Trichosporonales; Trichosporonaceae.
CUUGUUCUCCCCACCCCUCUCCUCCAACCACUCGACCAGCAAUGUCCAUUCCCGAGCCCCCAGCAGGACACACGCGCCCCGUGGUCUUCUUUGACAUUGCAAUCGGUGACACGGCAGCCGGGCGAGUCAAGAUGGAGCUCUUCAGCGACAUCACGCCAAAGACGGCAGAGAACUUCCGCCAGCUGUGCACCGGCGAGCAUCGCGUCAAUAGCGUUCCUCAAGGAUACAAGAAGGCGACUUUCCACCGCGUGAUCCCCCAGUUCAUGAUCCAAGGCGGAGACUUCAUUCGUCACGACGGAACAGGCACCUUCUCCAUCUACGGCGCACAGUUUGACGACGAGAACUUCCAGAUCAAGCACACUGGCCCUGGACUGCUCUCCAUGGCCAACUCUGGCCCCAACACCAACGGAUGCCAGUUCUUCGUCACGACGGCCCCCGCCGAGUUCCUCGACGGCAAGCACACCGUGUUUGGACGCGUCAUUGAGGGUCUCUUGACGAUCCGCAAGGUGGAGAACGUGCCAACGGGAGCGAACAACAGACCCAAGAUGACUGUGCGGAUAACGGAGUGCGGAGAGAUGUGAUCAUCCAUUGCCACGUAUGAUCCAAUCGUUCAGAGGCGCAGAAGAGUAGAGUAACACGCCACCCAUGAUGC